Molecule: messenger RNA, 3027 nt
Organism: Colossoma macropomum (tambaqui)
Lineage: Eukaryota; Metazoa; Chordata; Actinopteri; Characiformes; Serrasalmidae
Gene: glt1d1
Product: glycosyltransferase 1 domain containing 1
Molecular function (GO): glycosyltransferase activity
Source: RefSeq, a predicted model, not a curated record
GCAGACGGACCUGGUUUUUAUAGUAGCAUGCGUGUCAUAGGUUACCUAGCUAACCUGCAGACCCAGUAAGGGCAGUUAGGGGCAAAAAGCACUGACCACUGGACUGAAUGAGUAGAGCUUAGAUCGGUAAGGUUAGACCACAGAUAUGCGGUUGCUGUUUUUAGCUUGCCUUACUCCCAAAACUGGGAACUGCUUCACUGCAGAGAGGAUAAAGGAUCACAUCGAGGGCGCAGGGCACACGUGUGUACUUCGAGAUGUGGCGGAGUUCAAGUCUGCCUCUGAUGUGACUCUGCUGAUGACCCAAGAAGGACCAUUCGAAGGAGCACUGGCCAUUCAUCUCUUCAAAGGAGGCAGACUGCUCUUAGACGCUGGAGUGCCUUUCGGGGUUGUGUUCGGAGGGACGGAUGUUAACGAGGACGUGAAGGACGAACACAAGCGAAAGGUGAUGGAGGAAGUUCUGAGCCGGAGCAGAUUUGCUGUGGCGUUCAGUGAAGAACUGAAGGAGAAAGCUGAAGCUGUUCUGGAGUGCGGGACCUGUACGAUCUUUGUUCAAGCUCAAGGAAUUGAGACCGGAGUGAGCUCAGACUUCAGCUGGAGUGGGUUUUUACAUCGCUCAGGCGUGUGUGUGAAUACAGUAGAAGACCUGCGCGUGUUUCUGCUGGUGUGUGGUCUCAGAAAAGUGAAGGACCCUCUCUACCUCCUGAAAGCUUUCUCAGAGUGGCAUGCUGAGAACCCGCAGGUGAUCCUCAUCAUCAUCGGCCCAAAGGUUGACCCUGCGUUUAGUGUAGAAGUAGAAGAAAGUGUCAAAAGAUCUGCUGGUGUGUUGGCUGCAGAAAGGACUCAGGAGGAGCUGCACACUGUUAUGCAGAAAUCUUUCGCCCUGGUCAAUUCCUCUGUUUCUGAAGGCAUGUCCGCUGCAAUCUUAGAGGCCAUGGAUUUGGGCGUGCCGGUUUUGGCCAGGGAUAUUCCCGGGAAUGCUGCAAUAGUGAAACAUGAAAUGACCGGGCUGCUGUACUCCUCACCGGAGGAGUUCGUGAGCCUUUCCAAAAGACUGCUGAGUGAUGCCGAACUCCAGGAGACCCUCAAGAGGAACGGGAAACUCUACGUUUCGGAGUCCCACAGCUCUGCCAGAGAAAGGACGACCUACCAGCAGCUGGUGGACAUGCUCCAUUGACAGUCGGAUGGACUUGACCUUCACCAGGUUCAUCGCGUCUUUUAGCUCAAACCCAAUUUUAAAGCUCUUCGUUGAUGUUUUUGUUAAAUGCCGUCUUUUGUACGUGUUAAAUUAUUUUAAUAAAUUUAGGCAAAAGGGACGAACAGUGGGUGGAGCUGUGUGUACUUAAGUUUGUGUUGCGGAAUUGAAUUAGAGCUGCAUUAACCUUGACUUUCUUAAGCUCUAGUGAGAAUCAGUCCCGCAACAACAACCUGUAUUCACACUCGGCUCCGGGGGUUUAACUGUCUGUGCACUAAUUCAAAGGAGGUGAGGCACAAGUGGGCCUUUCUUUCCACAAGCUUUGGGUAGCAGAGGUUCUCUAAGGCUGCCGUUUUAUUAUUAGAUACAGUUAGGAAAGAUCUGAAAUGCAAUUUCUGACUGAUGUUGUUACACAAGGAUAGGAAAGGGCCUGUGAGAUGUGUUUACUUGGAAGAAAAAUUUGCCUUUUUAAUGGUUUCUUUAUUGCAGAUGCCCUCUUAGGCAUUUGACCAGGCUUUGACCAUAGCUUUUUGAGUCUGCAGUGGUGGAGAGUUUUUUAAAACCAACUAUUCAGGGUCCAUUUCAUCACAAACUAACCAAGUCACAUACAAUCCAUUGCGUCACCCAGCUGAAGCAAAGCCAGUUGUAAACAUGACAUCUAAUAUAUUGUUGCUGUCGGGACAAAACCUCAUAUCUUCAUUUUUUGCUUUUCACUUUUUGAUAUGAUUUCAAAAGGUCAAUUGCCGUUUAUGAUGUGUCAGGAAUUUAGAUGAACGUGCCAACAGAACUGGUCCAAAAUUAUUAGGGAAAAUAGAUUUAUCCAUUCAUUUCCAUUAAAAAUUAGGGUAUAUAUUUCCUUUUUUGGAGAUACGAGGUUUUGUUCCGACAGCAGCGAGAUUUUUGAUAGAAAAAGAAUAUUUUCAGAAACAGGUAAACUAGUAAAUCUCCAGUCUUACUCUGGAAAUGCAUUUAUCAUAUCAGUUAUCAAUGCAUUUAUUUAUAGUACUGAUUUUAUAGAAGCAGGAUAUUACUUAAGAGAGAUUACGGUUCACAUUGUUUACUAAGGAAGCACAAUUCAUGUAAACUUAAGACAAUUUAAGAAUCCUAAAUCCAAUGUAUGGUGGUGGUACUGCUGAUCUGGGGUUCUCUAAUGUUACUCUUAAAGAAUGCAUGUGUGGUUAUGUUCAGGGGCUUAUAAAUAUUCAUGUGUACAUAUAUGCAGCGCUGUUAUCUGGGCAGUAUGUUUCUGCCUUUAAAAACACCAUAUAACAUUAGAAUGAAUGCAGUAAAAGCAGCAAGAAUUUCCUGUUUUUAACAAAGUAGUUGAGCCAGUUUGAAGAACAAAGAUUUGCUUCCACAUUUCUCCUCGAUGCCUCCAGCCACUGUAUGGAUUUAUUCAGCUCUUUCACCAGCACUCUUAAUUUAACAAGUAUUAAUUAAGCAAAGAUAUCGGGAGGUUAACUAUACUUAAUGCUGGCCUUCCUCGAGGAGACAUUUGGAAAUCGUUAAACAAACACAUUGACAUACAUAAAAUCACUGCCUGUGUUGAUAUAAUUUGUAUUUAUUCUAAUAUUAGUGUUUUUCUGAGCAGCUGCCCAAUUAAAAAGCUUUUAAAAUAAAAUUUAAUCAUAUUCAACAGUGCUGUAUGUUGGUACGUUGAGGCAGUAACUUUUUUUUUUUUCCUUGAAUCUUUAUUCUCUUCAAUGUAAAAGCAUUCUAUAAGUUAUUUGACAAAUAUUAUGAUUCAUAAUAUUACGUCGAGACAUUUCGGCAUCAUGCAUUGUCUUCUGAAUGUUCUUCAGAUAUAUGAAAAUGGAAUGUAACUAUGAAAAUAA